Molecule: messenger RNA, 3303 nt
Organism: Leptopilina boulardi
Lineage: Eukaryota; Metazoa; Arthropoda; Insecta; Hymenoptera; Figitidae
Gene: MAN1
Product: inner nuclear membrane protein Man1
Exons: 10
Coding region: 435-2930 (831 amino acids)
Biological process (GO): nuclear envelope organization; negative regulation of BMP signaling pathway
Cellular component (GO): nuclear inner membrane
Molecular function (GO): chromatin DNA binding
Source: RefSeq, a predicted model, not a curated record
CUGAAAGAAACUCUGAAAAGUGUUUAGAAAUUUAUCAAAUUAACGCAUGCGCAUAAACUCAGAAUCUAACUUGUUAAUUGACCGUUAUAAAAGUACGCCGCUUUUUAGCACUUUUUAGCUUGCUUGCGCUUUAUAAAUGUGUUUUUCAGUAUAUGACGAAAUGAUUUCGUAUAAUCGAGUGUAAUAAUUGAAAAAGUUUAAUUAAAAAAAAAAGAACACAACUGUCUCAUGUAAGUUAUCAGUUAUUUAGAAGCAAAUGAAAACAAAAAUCAUCAGAAUACACUGCUAAAGUGAGGAAAGCCUUUCGUCGUUUUGUGUGAUAGAGAACAGAUUUUUACUCGUGAAACUAGAAACAAGUGGGAAAGUCACAGAUUUUUCUCUAAAUUUUUUCUUUUUUUGUUUUUGAUUGUGUGUCAUUAAACCUACAGUCAAAAAUGUCGUUAGACAAUCUAAGUGAUUCGGAAUUGCGGAAAAAACUCGUUGAACAUGGAUUUCCCGCCGGUCCAGUCACGCAAACAACAAGAAAUAUUCUUCUCAAGAAAUUGAAAAGUCUAAUUGAAGCAAAAGGCGGUGGUGGUGCAUCGAGACAUUCGCUAGCGGCAAGGUACAGCAGUGAUGAAACAGAUGAAGAUUUAGCAGUAUCGACAAAUAGAAAAAAGAAAGCUACAGCAGCAGCACGAAGACAAACAUUAGCAAAUCCAAUGCCACCGCCGUUGACAACAUCAGUUGUUUCCAGUAUAUCAAGUACGUCUAAAUCGCCAGUAAAGAAAAAAGAGAAAUCGUCACGAAAUUCCGAGUCCGCCGACUCGGAAUUUGAUCAUGUUCCAUCUGUCUCAACAAGUCGAAGUAAUAAAAAACCCGAGCAACCUAAAUUGGUUAAAACUUACAAAUUUACACCAAUAAAUGAUGGAUUAGAGACAGGUUCUGAUUCAGAUAUGCCUGACGAGCCUGAAAAAGUUAUACAUGCACCUAAAUUUGGUGAAACUGCACGAUCAUAUGAACCUAAAAUUCAAAAUCAAAGUAUUCCAGAUCUUGUUUUACCUUCAAAACCAUUAUCAACAUCAGUACAUGAAAGUAAAACAAAACCAGUAUAUAUAACAAAAGAUGACAAAUUUUCAACUCCUCAAUUUAAAAAUUCAAGUCCCAUCGUGUCAAAUAGAGGAGAUUUUACAAAAGAUUAUGGAAAUACUAGCGGCAAUAAAAAUGAUGUUCUUGCUAAUUUUGAAACACCGUAUUUAUCGGAAUUUACCAGAAGAUUGAGUUCGCGAAAUUCUAUAAAUGUUCCUUCAGUUUCUAAAUUUUCUCCUAAAAGUCCAUUAUAUCGACAAACAAAUACUACACCAGAAGUUACAGAAUCAGACACAAAUGGUCAUUAUUCUUCUUCUUCAAGGCCUAUUUAUCCUUCAACUUCAAGAUACAUAACUUCAAUCAUGGAUAGAUCUAGAGAAAUGGUUAAAAGAAAUGUUAAACCAACAGCAAAAACAAAGGACGAAAUGAGAAACAACCAAAAUAUUGUAUCAAUGAUUCUAGUAAUAGUAUUGGCCCUAUUUUUUGGAGUUUUAGCAAUUGUUUACCUUGGUCUCGGCGGUAAAAACGACACUGUCCCAUCACUUUCUGCUGAUAGCAACGUUCCUCUUUGCGUUUCGGAUCUUCAAAAUCAAAAUCACCCCAAAGUGAAUUGCGUUCUAGAGGAAAAUGUUGGAAAUGUAUUUGAUUUACUUGAAAAACUACAGCAAAUUUUAAUGCAAAAAGCAGUUUCAGCAAUUUGUGAUGAUUCGAAUGUUAAACCUUAUCUUACUGACGAUGAUGUCGUUAAAAUAUUUAAAAGCCAUAAAGUGACGGAAUUUGAAGUCAAAGAAGAUUUGCACAAUGCUGAAAUUUUGAUAUUAUCAAAUCCAAAAUGGGGAAUGUCGCUUAUUGAAAUUGAUCAAGAAAAUAAUGGAUUGACACAAAUUGUAGAUACAAUGGAGAAAUUAUUUUCAGUUCGUGUAGAAGGAAAACUUGGUGUACAAAUAAUGAAUCCCGCUUUACCAAUGCAAUGUCUGAUUAAAAGAAAAGUUUUCACUUUAUUUUCAUCGAUGCUUGUUGUAGCUUUUAGUGCAUUACUUUUAAUCGGUGGGCAUAAAUUAACAACAUGGUAUAUGCAACAAAAAAAGAAAACCGAGAAGGAAGUUUUUCAACUUGUCAGUGAAAUAAUCAGUAUGGUGGAGAUAAAUCAUCAAAAUUCUGCAACAAGUAGUCCCGGUGGUACACAAGAAAGUUAUCUUGCUAUAAAUCAUGUACGAGAUAAUCUUAUUCCACCGAAAAAUCGUAAAAAAUUGUCUGCUACAUGGGAAAAAGCUGUGAAAUUUUUAGAUGAAAAUGAAUCAAGAAUUCGUAGAGAAGUUCAGCAAGUUGCAGGAGAGGAAUAUCAUGUUUGGCGAUGGUUGCCAAGUAGUAAUUUAAAUACUUCGAAUACACAAAAUUCAAGUAUGCAGAAAAAAACAAAAGUUUGGCAAGGACAAGCAUUUGAAACAAUGGAAGGAUCUGUGAAUAGUCCAUUGAGUUCACCAACACCUUGUCUUAAAAUAAGAAACAUGUUUAAAUUAGACGGCGAAUUCGAAGAUGACUGGGAAACAAAAGUAAAAGAUGCUAUACUUGAAAAAUGCGGAGAAGGAGUAAAUAUUUUUCACAUUAAUGUUGAUCGUGGUAGUCGUGAAGGUUGUGUUUACAUGAAAUGCAUGUCCAAAGAAGAUGCUGGAAAGGCGUACAGAGCAUUGCAUGGUUGUUGGUACGAUGGACGUUUGGUUACUGUCAAAUAUUUGAGAUUAGAAAGAUAUCAUGAACGAUUCCCAGAUGCUGUAUAUUUUACCACUCCAUUAAAGCCAAGUAACAAUCAACGACUCUCAUUGCAGUCAAAUUAUUGGCAAACACCAUUGGAGGCAAACUGAGCAAACAAGUACUUUUGGAUCAUAUUAUGUUGGGUGCCAUAAAACAAAUGUUUUUAUUUAAAAAAAAGAAAAAACAAAUUACCUGACUAAGUGAAAAUAUUAUACGUAAGUCUUUAUUUGUACUUGAAUCUAAAGAAAUGUGUGUGUUAUUCACAAUUUUAUAACAGCAAUUAAUUGAUAUGCUGAUGACAAGUGCUAAUCCUUUUUAGUUUCAUAAGGUAAAUAUUUACAAAACUCUUUUUUUUUGAAUCGUUAUUUUUUCUUAAUUUAUAUAAUACUAAAAGUCGAAAAUAAUUGUUUUUCAUGUAAAGUAAAAAUAAGGCGUUGUAAAACAAAGACAAAUUUAAAUGAAUUUAAUUUUUUUUCUGUGUUA